Molecule: messenger RNA, 1257 nt
Organism: Selaginella moellendorffii
Lineage: Eukaryota; Viridiplantae; Streptophyta; Lycopodiopsida; Selaginellales; Selaginellaceae
Product: steroid 5-alpha-reductase DET2
Exons: 1
Coding region: 258-1043 (261 amino acids)
Biological process (GO): brassinosteroid biosynthetic process
Cellular component (GO): membrane
Molecular function (GO): 3-oxo-5-alpha-steroid 4-dehydrogenase activity
Source: RefSeq, a predicted model, not a curated record
CUAGAAACAUAGGAGAUCUGGAGGUGUUGGUGGUGGUAUUUUUGCGUGGUCAGCAAGCCAAGAAUCCCGGAAAGAUGGUAGCAGUAUCGUAACCAUAAAAUCGAGGUAGUUUUUUACGGGGCAGAGAAAACAGGUGGCCAUCUCCUCAAGGCGGAAAAGAGAGAUUUUGAGGCAGAUUCAGAAGUCCAAGGAAAGAGACCAAGAAACCGAGAAAGUCUCGUGGAAAAAGUCGAAGAACAGGGGAUUGGAAGACUGGGAUGGAAGAAGAGCAGUGGUACUGGAAGGCGCUCUGGCUGAACAUCAUCUUAGCUUUCUCCACCGCUGCGUCGCUGACGAGAAUCACAGCACCAUACGGUCGCCACACUCAAGCAGCACCGUCUUCUUCCUUGGACGUCUGGGGGCCGAGCAUGCCAGCCCGAGAUGGAUGGGUUCUCAUGGAAAGCCCGGCUCUCUGGUUCACUCUCCUCGUCUUCUCGGCCGGGAAGCACUCCAGCGAAACCGUCCCGCUCGUCCUCCUCCGACUUUUCCAGCUCCACUACACGCACAGGGCUCUCAUCUAUCCGUUUCGCAUGCGCUCAAGGGGCAAGACGAUCUCCAUCGCCAUCGUCGCUCUCUCCUUCGUCUUCAACAUCUACAACGGAUAUCUCCAGGCGCGGUGGCUGUCCGAGUUUGGAACUUAUCCCGACACUUGGCUCCGGAGUCCGCAGUUCAUCUCUGGAAGCUUGCUCUUUGCGGCCGGGAUGGUGACCAACGUCUGGGCCGACUCGGUUCUUAUUUCCUUGCGCAAGCCCGGCGAGGAGCGAGGGGGAUAUAAGUUGCCACAGGGGUGGCUCUUCUCGCUCGUUGCAUGCCCGAAUUACUCCGGAGAGAUCCUCGAGUGGCUCGGCUGGGCUCUUCUCACUUGGUCCCCCGCCGGCCUCGUCUUCUUCAUCUUCACAGCCGCGAAUCUCAUCCCGCGAGCUGUGGCUCACCGCCGCUGGUAUGUUUCAAAGUUUCCGGAGUUUCCAGCCUCUCGGCGAGCAGUGAUCCCGUUCGUUCUCUAACAAACAAGAAUUCGAUUCUCCGCAACCACAGGCAGGACAAACAGGGAUGAAGAUAGAGAUGACAACGAAGAAUCAAACAAAGUUUGAAGAAUCGAUCGAAGGCUCUACUAGUUAUCGCUCACUGCUGUUGAUUCAAAGUCAUGGUCGCGACUUUAAUGGCGAUGGAGACUUUGCGAUGAACAUGGGACUUUAAAUGGAUCAACUGUCUUGAUCA